Mangifera indica (mango) is the source of this 1977-nucleotide messenger RNA. Its product is annotated as plant UBX domain-containing protein 11-like. The transcript is spliced from 10 exons. The record is from RefSeq and is a predicted model, not a curated record. Bases 181 to 1746 code for a protein of 521 amino acids. NCBI's taxonomy places the organism in Eukaryota, Viridiplantae, Streptophyta, Magnoliopsida, Sapindales, Anacardiaceae. Gene Ontology annotation, molecular function: protein binding.
GAUAUUUCUGUCAGCUUCAGUCUUGGGCCACAUUUAUAAAUUACUAAACCUUUAUGAUUCCGAUCCUACGUCUCUUUCAAACUUUUAAUUACCCAACUCUCUCUUCUGCUCUCGCGUAUUUGGUGAUCGAAACCUAAUUUUCACUAACAAUUCUUUGGAAAUCCUAUUUCUUACUCAAAGAUGGAACGCUCUCUCUCCUCUUUGACGUUCAAAGGUUCGAUUCCUGAAGCUAUUACGGAAGCUAAGAAGCAGAAGAAGCUUUUUUUAGUUUACAUUUCAGGUGAAGAUGCAGAGUCAGUCAACUUGGAAAACACCACAUGGACUGACUUAAAGGUGGCAGAGUCAUUGUCGAAGUAUUGUAUUUUUCUGCAUAUCCUUCAGGGAAGCACUAAUGCUACAAAUUUUUCUGCAAUAUAUCCACAAAGCACUGUUCCUUGUAUAACGGCUGUAGGAUACAAUGGUUUACAAGUUUGGAAAAGUGAAGGAUUCGUUAGUGCUGAAGUUCUGGCAUCCAGUUUAGAGAAGGCAUGGUUGAGUCUUCAUAUUCAGGAAACAACUGCAACAGUAUUGUCUGCUGCUCUUGCUUCAAAGAAAUCUGAACCGCCCACUUUUGGGACUUCUGCUAUUGGCACAUCUGAGCAGCCAGGUUCUUCGGGUACAACUGUUCCAUCAACAACAUCGCAGAAAAAUGAAACAAAUGUCCAAUCCUCUGAGGCUACAUCAUCUGUUGUAUCUGAGAUGGCAAAGGAAAAUAAUACUGAAAUGGGUGUCAAGACUUCUUUGGAAUUUGUAAGUGACAGGCAGUCAGGGAGUUUCGAAGAUCAGCCCUCAACCUCCUCCUCUGAAGCAGUAAAGGAUUCUUGUGGUACUGUAAUGGCAGAGCCAAGUAGUUCUAGCACUGAACAUGCAUCUUUCAAUGUAGCCCCUGUCCUUUCCCCUGCCAUCAAACAAAAUAUCGAUCAUCAUUAUGGUGCUCUUGAAGUACCUCCUAAAGUAAUUUCUGCUGGAGCUGUGGAAGUUGUGCAAUGUGAAAAAACAGAGGACAAAGAUGAUGAGAAGGUUAAGCUACUGGGUGAUUGUGGUAAAGUCAGUGAAUCAAGUGAUGUUCAUUUGAAUAUCCGAUUACCUGAUGGUGUUAGCCUACGAGAGAAAUUUGAUGUGACUAGCAGUUUAAGGAUGGUGAAAGAUUAUGUGGAUAACCAAUCAAGUGGCCUAGGCCCGUAUGAUCUUGCUGUUCCAUAUCCUCGCAGAGUAUUCAGUGAUGAAGAUUUAAGCAAAUCAUUAUUGGAGUUGAGUUUGUUUAAAAGACAAGCACUGAUAGUAGUUCCACGUCAGAAAGCUUCAUCUCCAUCGUUUGAGAAAACCAAUUCUACAACUAAUCCUCAUUCCUCCAAUGCAACUGAUGGGGGCUAUUUUGGAUAUGUUCAAAGAAUGUUGUCAUAUGUGAAUCCUUUUACCUAUUUCAGAGGUGGAACAAACUUGUCAAGUUCAGGACAAGAUUCUCAAACUGGCGUAUGGGAAUACAGUCCAAAUCCUGCACUUCGAAAUAACCUUGCUACAAGAGAGAUGAAUGACAGAACUUCAUCUAGCAGAAGCACCAGUAAGAACAGGCCACAGACCACCUCUGGUUUUGGGAGCAAUAUUCAUACAUUGAAGCGUGAUGAAGACGACGACCGUUUCAGUGAUAGAAAUGCCUUCUGGAAUGGAAAUUCCACACAAUAUGGUGGUGACAACGGUGGCAAAUAAAGUUUGAGUAGACUCACCUGAAAGGCUUCUGAGGCCUCAAUUAUGUGUAAGAAUUUGGCUUCCAUCUUUUUUGUUUUUUCAAACGGCUUUAAUGUAGCAUUUGAUUAUUAAAUAAAACUAUCGCACAUAGUCAUAACCAAAAGCUCAUAAUAUUUCUGUUAGACUUCCUGCUGUUCAAACAGAGAAUAUAGCUACUAUUUAUAUGUACUAGUAUAAUAUUUCCCUUUGCAA